CCUAAAAUCUUAGCUGUUCCUUCUGUCUUCUCUCAAUCUGAACCUUCCCCACUCCCCCUUUUCCCCUUAUAUAUACCCACACGCUUCCUUAUCGCAUUCACUUCAUCUCCAAUUAGAAGAAAAAAUAAACAACGCAAAGACCAGAGCAAGAAGAAGAAGAAGAAAAUUUUCAACCAAGCUUAAUGGACUACUCUUCAUCGCUGGUCGAUAUCUCUCUAGAUCUCAAUCUCAACCCUCUCCGGCGCAGCGACGACGGACCCGCCUCCGCCCUUUCCGUCAAAAAGGAAUGGAGCUUCGGUGUUCCUUCAGCUCCGGCUAACUUCAUGGGGCUAGGAAUGAAGGUUUCUUCCGUGAAAGAAGAGUCGACGGCGACGGAGACGGCGGGGGCUCUGGUGGAGGAACUGAACAGGGUGAGCGCGGAGAACAAGAAAUUGACCGAAAUGUUGACGGUGAUGUGCGAGAACUACAACGCUUUGAGGAAUCAAUUGAUGGAUUACAUGGCCAGAAACGCCCAUCCUGCCGAGGCGGCGGCCGCGGAGCAAGAGGUCGAGAAGGAACAGAGUCCUUCUUCCCUCUCCCCUGCUUCCUCCAGAAAAAGGAAAUCCGAUAGCGCCAACAACAACAACAACGACAAUUACAACCUUCCAGUCGCUGCCAACAACAACAACAAUGGCAACUCGGAGAGCAGCUCCACCGACGAGGAAUCUUUCAAGCGGCCUCGUGAAGAAGUCAUCAAGGCCAAGAUUUCUAGGGUUUAUGUCCGAACUGAACCCUCAGAUACCGGCCUGAUUGUGAAAGAUGGGUAUCAAUGGAGGAAAUACGGCCAAAAGGUCACCAGAGAUAAUCCUUGCCCGAGAGCUUACUUCAAAUGCUCUUUUGCUCCCAGCUGCCCUGUUAAAAAGAAGGUUCAGAGGAGUGUCGAGGAUCAAUCGGUAGUCGUCGCGACAUAUGAAGGAGAGCACAACCAUCCUCACCCAUCAACACCAGAGGCAGCAGCUGCAACAGCAGCAAGCUCCAGCAGCCGCAACCAGGCCAUUGCAGGCUCACCAUCCCUCACUGCUGGACCAACAACCAUGACACUGGACCUCACUAAAUCGAAGCCCAGCGCGGCCAGUACGAGCGCGAGGAACGUUGUUGCUCCUUCUCCUAAACCACUAGCAGGAGCAGUUGAUGGUCCUGAAAUUCAGCAGUUCUUGGUGGAGCAGAUGGCUACUUCAUUGACCAAAGACCCAAACUUUACAGCAGCUCUGGCCGCAGCCAUCUCCGGGAGGAUGCUUCAGCAGAACCAUAGUGAAAGGUGGUAGAUAGAUGGUGGAAGAGUAUAUUUAGUUAUGUUUGUGUUUUAGGCUGUUCUUGUUGCAACUCCAUCGUGAGCAAAUGUGUAGAUAAGAAUCUAAGAUAAUAUACUCCGUAGUUUUACAGCACAGAAACAGAGUGAUUAGAAAUGGACAAGUGAGGAUAUGUUAGAUUCAAUAGAACUUGUUGUGAAUUGCACAGUAAAUGGAGCAGUUUUCUCUGGGGUUUUCCCUUUGUAGCUUCAUUGCUUUCUCCAUAAUACAGUGUUUUGAAUCCUAUCCAAAAUGCCAGUCCCCCAAGUUAAAGUUUCAGAAUUCACCCAGUUGGUUGAUGAAGUGUGUGGCUACCAGAGUUUGUGGAAAUGAAUGUAAAACGUAGCAAGUUGGGAAGGGCAAGGAUAAUAGUCG
Messenger RNA from Linum tenue, 1703 nucleotides. The record is from the annotation of a GenBank genome assembly. NCBI's taxonomy places the organism in Eukaryota, Viridiplantae, Streptophyta, Magnoliopsida, Malpighiales, Linaceae.